Pediculus humanus corporis (human body louse) is the source of this 1008-nucleotide messenger RNA. RefSeq lists its product as uncharacterized. Gene Ontology annotation, cellular component: plasma membrane. The record is from RefSeq and is a predicted model, not a curated record. The coding region runs from base 1 to 1008 and encodes 335 amino acids. Gene Ontology annotation, biological process: engulfment of apoptotic cell; phosphatidylserine exposure on apoptotic cell surface; apoptotic process involved in development. NCBI's taxonomy places the organism in Eukaryota, Metazoa, Arthropoda, Insecta, Psocodea, Pediculidae. The transcript is spliced from 6 exons.
AUGGUUGUCGCCGAUGUUGAUUUCGUUGACAAAUCUCCCAGUUCAUGCCGCGUCAAAGUGAUUGAUAUAGUGGCUCUUAUAUAUGCCAUUAUAUUACACUUUGUUGAUGUAGGUUUUGAUAUUUUUUUAGCGUACUCCUAUUUUAUUACCGAACAGUAUUCGUAUUUUGCAUGGACCGCUGCUUUCACAAUUAUUCCUACAAUAAUAAUGACAGCUUUAAGUAUAAGAAUGUACAUAGAUGAUUCUCGUGGGAGUUUAAAUAGUUUGAGAGCUUUAUUUCGCCCUUGUCUUUGUAUUUUAGGGUUAUUUUUGCAAUUAGCUCCAGUCAUAAGAUAUGCAGAUUCAUUGAUUUAUGCUAUCAAGUGUUACAGAGCUACAUUAAAAAAUGAUAAAGUAUUACAACAAACAUAUUUCAAGAAGAUGUUAAAGGAAGACUCUGAUACAAUUCUUUUAAGAGUAUUUGAAUGUUAUAUAGAGUCUACAUUUCAGCAAGUUCUUCAGAUAACAUUAUUAUUAAUUGAUUACAGUCAAGGUUUGAAUCUUCACUUAAUAAAACAAUGCAUCAUGAUAACGCUUAGUUUCACAUCGAUGGGAUGGUGCAUGUGUACUUACCACAGAAGUAUUCGAUUUGAUCAAGAUGAUAAGUUAAACAUUUCAAACUUGGGCUCUGUUGUGCAAUUCUUUUGGCACUUAAAUUUUACAGUCUCCAGAAUUUUUGCAAUAUCAGCUAUGGCAAUCUUAUAUCCAUUCUGGGCAGUUUUAAGUGUUGUCAUUCAUUGGUGCCUGAUGACGAUUUGGAUAGAAAUUUUUUUUUCUGCUGCUGUCGGAUUAAUUUAUAUAUUUAAUUUCAUAAGUCUGAAUGAUGGGCCAACGAGGAAUUCAUAUUAUAUUUUUUUUUCAAUUUGCGGAAUUGAAAAUUUUAUAGCUUCAAUUUUAUGGAGUAUCAAAGCUCAGGCUCUUAUAAAAAAUUGGAUUUAUUAUUUGCUUACAUCCAAACAAAUCAUAUAA